Molecule: messenger RNA, 417 nt
Organism: Lucilia cuprina (Australian sheep blowfly)
Lineage: Eukaryota; Metazoa; Arthropoda; Insecta; Diptera; Calliphoridae
Exons: 2
Coding region: 143-343 (66 amino acids)
Source: RefSeq, a predicted model, not a curated record
AAAAUUAAACUGGCAAUGCUAUAAAAAACCACAAUGGCAAUACUGUGCUUUAAACUGUUAUACUGAAACAAACAACUAAACAGCUGUGCGGUUUUUUUGUUUGUUUAUAUUUAUAAAUUUGUUGCAAAGUUUCAGCAAAAAAAUGCGUAAACGUGAAUUACAAUCUAUUCCUUUGAAAUUAGCUGAACUCAAGGAAUAUGAUGCUAUGAAAGCUGAGCGCGCCUUAAAUAAAAGUAAAAAUACUUCGGGUGAAGAAAAUACCUCCAAAGAGCCUUCACCUAUAGCUAAUGUGGGUCCUAAGACUAAAAAGGAAAUACAGGAUCGUUUAAAUACUACAAUGUGAAUAUAAUAAGAAUAAUAUAAACAAUUGUUUAUUGCUGGAAUAUGUUUUAUAAACAAACUUUAAAUUGGGGUUAU